This is a messenger RNA of Penicillium daleae, 948 nucleotides long. RefSeq lists its product as uncharacterized. The record is from RefSeq and is a predicted model, not a curated record. NCBI's taxonomy places the organism in Eukaryota, Fungi, Ascomycota, Eurotiomycetes, Eurotiales, Aspergillaceae. The transcript has 2 exons. The coding region runs from base 1 to 948 and encodes 315 amino acids.
AUGCGGCCACCGGAGAUGUCUUAUAGUCCUGCCUACCACCAAGGCCAGGACGCCCUCGGCGCAGCAGCUCGCAAUUCGAUCAUCGCCCCGCUGCCUGAUCGAUCUAUGGAAUCUCGUGACCCCAAUUAUCCAGCUUCGUGGCGCCCCUCUGUCGACGGCACACCCUACGAGGGGAGUCUUCGAUCUUCUGGCCCGCGGAGAUCCCUCGCCCAGUCUCCGGAAGCUUCACGGCGCUCUUCUCGAGUCGACAACGAGUCCCCCGUCACUCGUGUGGUGGUUUCAGGCGGGGUGAUACACAAAGAAGAGCGCUCUCGUGGCAGCUGGGCUGACCAGCCCUCUUUGAUGUCGGCCGAUCAUUCGGGCACACCUCGCACGCAAAAGCGAGGCGGUCCCGUAGAUAUACCUGCGGUGGAUAGUCAGGAUGCGCUACUGAUGCUUUUCCGACUCUCCGUCCCGGUCCCGAUAUACUCCCUCGGCGCAAGCUUAUACACGUGCUGCGCCUUGAUAUUCGCCCUCCUCAUCUCUCCUCUCCGACUCUGCCCUCCCACACCAUACCUUCGCAAUACCUCAUUCAAAUCACAGCUGUGCGAUCUCCUAUCUCCAGCCCUACAUGCCCACGAGCGCCUCGUACGCAUGCGGCCACCAACAUCACACCGAUCAUCCUCCACACAAUGGAUCCAAGCCGAGAUUGACUCUGAGCAGCACUCAACGCUAGCCGAGACAAAUCGAUACUACGCCGUUGGCAUGUCUAUCCUUGUGUUGACACUGUCGCCCUUUUUCAGCAUCGCAAUCCUGCUGUUUGCAUGGACGGCUGCAUUUUUCUGGGUCUUCGCCAUGGUCAUGGGCAACCCGGACGGAACAGAGCGCAAAGAUGACGGCCGCGCCGCCGUUCUUGGCGUCUGCAAAUGGUGGCAGACGUGGCUGGGCAAGGCGCGAAAAUCGUCAUAA